UGUCCUGACCGACGGUUGUGUGGCGGACCAAAAAAAAGGACCAACUCGGGCUGAAACCAAGAAAUAAUUUCAAUCCGAACCAAUUUCAGUUCGAAAUAGGUACUUUUUCCAAAGUGUCUAAAACAGUUAACAUUUUUUCUUUAUUUUUGAAUGUGUCUCACGAAAAUAAUCACAAUUUAUCGCUUCAAUAUAAACCAACUAUAGGAAAAACUAAUUUUCAAAACAGAUUUAAAGUGCAAGCGAAAGCGAAACCGUUUGAAAAAUUGUUUUUUCGUGCCAAAGUUUUUCCACGUGUUUUGUUCCAGUUUCUCGUUAUAUAUUUUUUUUAAGUUUUCCGCUGUCCAGCGACUCUAAGAAAUCAAAUCAGAUACGAUUCUCAUUUGGAGUUCUGGAAUCACGGAUCUCGAAUUAGAAGGGCGAUAUAACUCAGGGAAAUGCAAAUGCCGAGGUGGGCGUGGCCGGGGGCGUGCCGAAACAAACAAUAGAAAGACAGCCAAUUAAAAAACGCCCCUAAAGAAUUGACAAAAAAAAAACACAUAGAGAAGGUACUACAGUACUUAUACUAUAAAGUACUUAUAUACGAAAAGAAUCUCUGCCAAGAUGGCUGGCCAUCGGUCGAUGGCUCUUUUGUUGGCCAUCUUAAUUAGCAGUUGGGCAAAAGCCUCCUUGGCAGCCACCGGAAAUGGUAGUAUUAUGACCGUUAGCAACAGUAGUGGCAACAAUUAUGGACUCACCUCGGAGCACUCAGACCACAGCGCCAACGACUCGAUGGAGUACGAUGCGGAGAGUGUGGCCCUCGAACGCAUUGUGUCGACGAUAGUUCCUGUCUUCUUCGGCAUUAUCGGCUUUGCUGGGCUCCUGGGCAAUGGACUGGUCAUACUGGUGGUUGUGGCCAACCAGCAGAUGCGCUCGACCACCAACCUGCUGAUCAUCAACCUGGCCGUCUCCGACAUCCUGUUUGUCAUCUUCUGCGUCCCGUUCACGGCCACCGAUUACGUGCUGCCCGAGUGGCCGUUUGGCAAUGUGUGGUGCAAGUUUGUCCAGUACAUGAUUGUGGUUACGUGCCACUGCAGUGUUUACACGCUGGUCCUGAUGUCCUUUGAUCGCUUCCUGGCCGUCGUUCAUCCCGUGACGAGCAUGUCCUUGCGAACCGAGCGCAAUGCCACACUGGCCAUCAUGUGCGCCUGGAUAACGAUUGUGACGACUGCGAUUCCGGUGGCACUUUCGCACUCGGUGAGAAUUUAUCAGUACCAAGGAAAUGCCGGCACCGCUUGCGUCUUCUCCACUGAGGAGGAGGUCUGGAGUCUUGUCGGCUUUCAGGUCUCAUUCUUUUUAUCAUCCUAUGUGGCUCCGUUGACGCUGAUUUGCUUCCUUUACAUGGGAAUGCUGGCUCGUCUGUGGAAAAGUGCUCCCGGCUGCAAGCCUUCCGCAGAGUCACGGAAGGGAAAGCGACGCGUCACCCGAAUGGUUGUUGUUGUCGUUUUGGCAUUUGCAAUUUGCUGGCUGCCCAUUCAUGUCAUCCUUGUGCUGAAGGCGCUGAAUCUUUACGGCGGCAGUCACUCAUCGGUCAUCAUCCAGAUUAUUUCCCAUGUGGUGGCCUACACAAACUCCUGCAUCAAUCCCAUACUCUAUGCCUUCCUGUCCGACAACUUUCGCAAGGCAUUCCGCAAGGUGGUUUGGUGUGGCAGCCCACCGCCGCUGAUGACCAAUCAACAGGUGACCAAGACCACGCGAACUGCAACCGGCAACGGAACGUCCAAUAUUGAAAUGCUAUAAGCGGUUCUUGAGCAUGAGUUCGUCACAUCAUUUUUGAAGGCGAUUUUUAAACUCGAAACAGAAAAUGUGAAUUUAAAGCUAACAAAUAAUACAAAGAUAUAAAGUUAAAAUAAAAACGCGGCGCAUAUAAGUUAACUAUAAACAUAUACUAUCCAAAUAUAUGUCUAUAAGGAGAAUACAAUUUUCCGAAUUAUGAAAUGUGAUUGUUUUUUAAAAUUUCAAGAUGCACUAUGUCUUUAAUUUUUGUUUGCUUGAUUUCAUUGAUUUUUUUUUUUAAAUUAUAGACGCCGUGUUAAUUAUGUUGAAGACCUAGAAAAUAAAACAAAAAAAUUAAUAGAUUUAGGAAAUUAACUUAAAAUUUAAUUUUAUAAAAAAGAAAGCUUACAAUCCAAUUGUUCGAAAUCAAAUUUUGCAUCUAAAAUAUGGAAAAGAUGGGCAAGCAAAACAAUUUAAAACAGAUAUGCUGUAAAUUCCAUUUGACAGAAAUUGAUGAGAAAUGAAGGUAAAAACUAAUUAAUAAAAAUAAAGGGCAGAGGAAUUCGUGUAACAAUGUGUAGAUUUCUGUGUAAUUUGCAUGUGUGUCAUUCAAUUGUACGGCGCGCUUAACAGCAGAAAUGAAUAUAAUUAACAAAUAAAAAACCAACAGCAAAGGUGUAAUAAAAGUACAUGACCAGAUUGAACAAAACGGAUUUGCAGUUGGAAUGUUUUAAUUAAAUUGAAAUAUUUUUUAAAGCUUAUAAUUUUCAGCAUUCCUCUGUUAAAAUAUAAGUGAAAUUUGUAUAACAAUUAAGACAAAAAUAUAUAUUAACAGAGCUAAAACUCUGGAUGCAGGUACGUUUAGUAAUGCAUUAUCGAUUUAAGUGCUAAAUAAGAUUCAGAUACUAGCAAAGCUCAAUUAAUUAUGAAUGGCACUUACACGUUUAAGCCCCUAUAAUCUCGUCAUCCCUUUUCUUUAUGCAAAUUCAUUCAAUAAGCCAAGGGAUUUAAUUAGUCAAUAAAGCGUGUAAAACAAAACGCAGACGCAUAGAACGUUUUCAAUCCUUUGAAUUGAAUAAACAUUAGCCAUAAGUCACCCAAAAGCCCCUCCAUGCUCUAUUUAACUUAAUAAAUUCAUAAAUUAGCCAGUUGUUUGCCAUGCGAAAUGUUUUAGUUAUGUCAUAAGUUAAUCAUGUAAAUUAAAAACUAAAUAUACAUUACAAUAUUUAUAAACAUUUGACUAUUAGAUAAGGCAAAUCGUUUAAAUAUUUAUAUUUUUUCGUUGACACUUUGUUUGCAUGGCUUCGGCCUUGCCGAAUUAAGGUGUAACCAAAAAAAAAGUGCAUAGAUAAAUUAUACUAGAUGGCAUUAACAAUAUACGAAUAUGGGAGUAAGUGAUUCUAGGCAAAAUCGUUUUUUUUUGUGCAAUAUGAUGCAAUUGAUAAAAAAUUUUGAUAGGUUUGGCCAAAAAAACUAAACAACUCCGUUAACAAAGUUACAAAAUGAAUGGUAACCAAAACAUUAAUGGUAAAUUAAUGCUUAGAAAUAACUAUACGAUGUUUUUUAAGAAAAUUGAAAAUAAAAUUCGGAAUGUCUAUAAAUUUGUCACACUUUCCAAGAACACAUGCUCCCUUCUCAGAACACUUUUGUAUUAUGUAGUGUAUUUAAGCUAAAUAAACUAUUGUAUCUAUAUAUCAACUGAAUAUAUAUAUAGUAACAUAAAUGCCUAUUUAUGUAUUUAUAUUUAUAUUUGUAUUUGUAAAUGUAUUCUACUGCAUUCCUAGCACAGUUGUGGAAUUGAACAAUAUUUGAAUUUAGAAAAGGAAACAACCGAAAAAAGAAAGUCAAAAUUGAACAGAGGAAAAAGUUUAAAUAUUCUAGAACUUAAGCUAAAAACUAAACAAGUAUUUUUUUUUGUGUGCCCUGUAGGGUAUUUGCUAGCCGCCUAGUCUCACAAAAAAUUGAAACAAAACUAGCGAAUAAAAAUGGCAUUAUAAAAUGUACUCAUAAAUUUUGUAUUUUCAGUUAUGCAGCAAAAUAGUUAAAAUAGCGUAAGUUGAAAACCAGAACUCAUUGUAUUUGUAUAUGAAUGUAUAUGUACAAUAAAAUUUGUUCAUUGUGUUAAAU
Messenger RNA from Drosophila elegans, 3879 nucleotides. It is a transcript of the gene AstA-R1, whose product is annotated as allatostatin-A receptor. Bases 601 to 1776 code for a protein of 391 amino acids. Gene Ontology annotation, cellular component: membrane. The transcript has 11 exons. Gene Ontology annotation, molecular function: G protein-coupled receptor activity. The record is from RefSeq and is a predicted model, not a curated record. NCBI's taxonomy places the organism in Eukaryota, Metazoa, Arthropoda, Insecta, Diptera, Drosophilidae. Gene Ontology annotation, biological process: G protein-coupled receptor signaling pathway.